Messenger RNA from Heterostelium album PN500, 2481 nucleotides. RefSeq lists its product as uncharacterized. Gene Ontology annotation, cellular component: exomer complex. Gene Ontology annotation, biological process: Golgi to plasma membrane transport. Bases 1 to 2481 code for a protein of 826 amino acids. Lineage: Eukaryota; Evosea; Eumycetozoa; Acytosteliales; Acytosteliaceae. The record is from RefSeq and is a predicted model, not a curated record. The transcript is spliced from 2 exons. Gene Ontology annotation, molecular function: protein binding.
AUGGGCGAAUAUAUUUUAAAUAUUCAAGAAAAAGUGGAAGCUGCUUUCGAAGAGGUGUUGGCAGCGAGACAGAGAGCAUUACCUAGCUUCACUGGUUUAGGACCACCAGAUCUAGUUGUGCUGAUUAAAGCAUACGAACCACCUAGAUUCGUACCUGGACUUAAACCUCAAAAGUUCUCAUCUUUUCACUGGGUGAGCGGAGUAGAUUCAAGUUCGGCAUCUUCAAUUGCCGUCUAUCUUGGUACACUCGUAGAGAAUCAAGAAAAGUCAGCGUUUGGUAGAGGAAACUAUAGAAUAGAUGGUUGUCAUUUCUGUGCGUACAAUGCAUUCCUAAAGAUGGAUCUACACGUGGAGAUUGGAAUCAAUAACUCUACACCAAGCGUAUAUAGUAUCGGAGCGAACGGCGAGAGAAACACCGUCGAAGAAUCAUUCUGGAAGGAAACCUAUCUAUCGUCGAUGUUGAGAGCGAUUACACCGCCACCAGCAUUCCUCAGACCACUCAAGAUACUUCCCGCCUUUAAGAGUGCCAAUGAUGAAGCAAACUUUUUGAAACUGUGUCAACAACACUUUUGGCAGGGAAGAAAGCUGGGUGGAUUCGAUGGUGAGUUUGUCGAUCGUCAAUUGCAACCGACACUCGAUGGCAAUGAGACAGUCGACAGCGUUGGCUAUGAAGCAUUCGAGACCGAUGACAGCAACAACCUCUUGGUCAUCACACUUUGCAACUACUUUAUUGAGAGAAAUAGAUAUGAGCCAAUGCGUUCAUUCUUUGAUGAGUUCAGAAAGACAGAGCCAUCUGUCGCAUCGGUUGUCGCCCAUGCACAUAGUCUCAUGGGUGAGCAUCAAGAAGCCAUCAACACUCUGAAUGAGGCACUCAAAUCACAGCCAAACUCUACUUCUCUUUUGAUGGCAUUGGCAGACACCUACCUCUCUUUGGCAAAGAAAGAUCCUACAAACAAUCAAAACCAAGAAUCUCUUUUGUUGGCACUCAAGUCUAUUUUGAAAUCGAUUUCGAUCAAACCAAUGUUGGUCAGAGGUUGGAAGAUUGCCUCCAAGGUUCUGGCUCAACUCGGUCUAGUCGAAUGGUCACUCAUUGUCUUGAACAAUGCGCCAUUCCUGAGAAGCGACACAUUGGUCGAUCGAAUUGGAAAGAGUAAAUACCAGCGUGUGACACCACCUCCACUUCACCCCAACAUGGUAACGGUUCUGGAGGAUGAGGAAAUAGAGUUUGAUGAGGAACCGGGUGACGAACAACUCAAGCAUCUCACCUCACUUCAGUUGGCCGGUGAAUCUGCAGAGAUCUUUUCAAUGUUGGUUUCAAUGUACCGAAAGAUUGGAUGGUCUGCGUUGAACGACAAGAAAUCAAAGAUCUUGGAUCAACUUGCACUGGCAGUCCGUUCCAGACAAAGAAAUGAAAGCAAUUCACAACAACCAACAAAGACUACUACCACAACAACAACUCAGCAAAUACCUACCAACACCAAAGAUGGUCACAACACAAGCUCACCAGUCAAUAGAAUUCAAGCUACAGAGAAUACUGAAGCUACCAACACGGAUGGUUCGGAUUCACACGCGCAAAUUGAAGAAUCCAAUGCUCCCAAGGAAGGUCUGUGGCAUGAAGAAGAUGUGACAUCCGAAGGCAGUGACAUUGAAGAUGAUUCACAUCAACAAGAGGAUUCAAAGAAAGAUGACACCGUUCCAGUGGAUUUGGGAUCGGAAACAACAACAGAAUCACCGUCACCAUCCAAUCAAUUGCAAGAGUUGCAACAACCACUCGCUGCUCUGCCAAGACAGAGAAUCGAGAGAGUCAAGUUUGAUGAAAACAAAUUAAAUCUCGAUGACCUGAAAGAUGUUAUGGAGUCUUUUAUUGACAACUUUGGUUUAGAGUCUACAAAGGAAUUGGAGAGAAGAGACUAUCACAAUGUACAACUAGGCAAUUUCUCUGCAAGACUACCGGCAAUCGAAAUUCACAGAAACAUAGAGUUGGCUUUCCACGCAUUGUUCCAAGACGUUAAAGCAUUCCAAACCUGGCGAGAGGAGGAAGAGGUUAGAAAAGCUGCCUUGGAUAUAAAUCACCUCUCAAUGAAACAAAUUAAUGCAACAAGAUCAUUCGCCGAUUGGAUAAGAUUAGGUCAACUUUCCAUUCGCUUGGGUGAUCCAACUGAAGCUGAAAAACUAUUCAAAAUGACAACUCACGACCGAUUCCAUCCAAAACCAACCGCAGGCUUAAUUAGAAUUUUUGAAAGUGUUGGAGAUAUUAGAAGUUGUUUGAUGUCAUCUUCAACUUUAUCAAAGUACUAUAGUGAAAAAAUGAAAGUUAUAGAGAUAAAUCCAACCGUUGAAAAGUCAAUUUUAAAUUUAAUAGCUGUUUUUGGUUUACAAAAAGUUAGAACAAUUCAUGCUAGUAUUCCAGAACUAAAUCCUAUAAUUGGUGGACUCUAUUUGGAUUCUGUGAAGUGGCGUUCAUUCGGAUUUGAUAAAUAA